GUGAGCGUUAUUACCAUUUAUACCAUCCCCGCGAGCAAAAUCUGUCGACGUGUCGUGACUCGUGAGCGUUACUAACGUUAUUACGAGCGAAACAAGAUGGGAUUACUAGCGAAGUCUGGAAAGAACCAUAGAACAUUUAAAGCGGGAAAUAUCUGGAAUUUGUUUCGAAUUUUAUCAAGAACCCUAAAAUGGAAAUUUCAAAUUUAUCACAAAGAGAAGAAGCGUUUGCAGAGAGUGCAAUGAAAGAGGUGAUGGAACCUUACGAACUCCACUAUACCGAUCUUCUCUCACUCUCAUCUUCAUCUUCUUCAUCAUCAUCAUCGUCAAUUGACACCGAACGGCUGGAAUCGAUCACGAGAGCGGUAAUGGAAGCUUUAGGGCCCACUGGUUCCGGCCUUAUCACCAUCACAGGAGUCCCUAAUGUUGCGGAACUCCGCAAUUCCCUGCUCCUUCGCGCACGGGAUCUCUCUCUCCUUAAUCAUCAUCAUCGCAACCGCAUUCUCAAGGAUCAUGGCUUAGGGAGUGAUGUUCCGUUAAAGAGUUUGGAUAGAUGUGUCUCAUCAUUUGCCAUGCAGUUGAAUUAUGGCCAUGUAAGCUCUGAGAGCCUUGACAAGCACAAUACAACUGAAGAAAAUAUUGAUGCUGAUGAAUACUACAAGUCAAUGAAUGAUCACUUCAAGGAUCUCGGUUGUAGUUUUAGGAAACUCGGGUUAUGUAUGAUGGACCUGGGACUUCGUGUAGCACGGAUUUGUGAUAGAGCUAUUGGAGGGAACGAAUUGGAGAAUAGCUUGUUAGAGUCAGGGACAGCAAAGGCUCGUCUAAUUCACUAUCAUUCUUCUUUUGAUACUUGUAUAAUCAAAGAUUCUGGUAGAAGACAGAGGUCUAAUAAAGGACUGCAAAAAUCUGGACCAAAGAACUUCCAAUUUAAAGAUAGAAAGAGUUCGUGCAGAAGGGAAGAAAUGCAUAGAGCUUGUGAUGAUGGAAGGGCAUGCAAGAAAAGUUCUGAUCUUUGGCAACAAUGGCACUAUGAUUAUGGUACUUUCACUGUUCUUACAAGUCCGAUGUUCAUCAGACCAAGAUGUUCUUCCACAGAAAAAGGAGAAGGUGACUGUGUGGAAUUCGGUGGGUUAGAGUGCCCGUCACCUAGUGGGGAUACUUAUUUGCAGAUUUUUCAACCAAACAAAAACGGUAUCUGUGCUAUUAAGGCCCCUCCUGAGAGUUUCAUUCUUCAGCUGGGAGAGUCGGCUGAUAUUCUGUCAAGACAGAAGCUCCGUGCAACUCUUCACUCAGUAUCACGGCCAGUUGAGCUAGAAAACUUGAGCAGGGAAACUUUUGUUGUAUUUUUGCAUCCAGCAUGGAAUAAGGUCUUUGAUAUUUCAGAUCACCCCAUGAAGCAGAAUGAUCAGUAUGGUGAUCAUGGGGAGAGACCUGAAGGUGAUGAAGAGUUUAAGGAACUUGCACAAGAGAUACACAAAAUCAUCCCUCCACUUUCUGCACGGCUAAAGGAUGGGAUGACUUUUGCUGAAUUCUCCCGUGAAACAACCAGGCAAUAUUAUGGCAGUAAUGGUUCGCAAUCAAACAGAUGAGGAUUUGGAGGAAGUAAAUUUGCAUGUUAAUCUUCCAUGUUCGGUGUAUGUAUUUGUUGUGGUUGGUCUACUUGCUCUGGUGUCGAGGAAGUGUAUGAGCGGAGGAACAAGAAUGUUGAGGAUACGGGAUCAAAGCAUACUUCAAUUGACAAAAUUCACUGAAUAAGAAUGUUGCAAUUCACUAAAUAAGAAGAAGUUGGAAAUUCUAGAAUGCAUGAAAUGAUUUCAGACCACCUCAUACAUAGUUGCUCUUGUGUUGAGGAAGUGUAUGAGCUGAGGAACACCAUUUCUCAUUUGAGGAUACAGGAUCAAAGAAUACUUCAAUUGACAAAAUAACUGAACAAGAAUGUUGCAAUUGCUCUGUGCAUCUGUUCACAUCAAACCCUAUGAAGCCUCCUAGAUAGGGUGAAAAAUUGACGCAUGCUUUUCCGGGAACCACAACAUUAUUUCUCAAGGAUUUCCUAAUCAGGUAGGAGAAUCUUUAUCACAUGCGACUUGAAAGCUUUUAAAUUUAGCUCUUACUGGUUUAUUCAUUUCAGUGAUUUGGUAAUACCUUGGUGAAUUGUGGGAUAUACUUGUGAAACUAGAACUAUUUAGCAUUUCUGGGUUCUAGAGUUUCCAUUGUUCUUUGGAGUUUACCCUUGUUAAGCUGAAUGUUCAAAGUAAAACCAGGGCACCCUUUUAUAAUUUUACAGUACGGAUCUGAAUCAUAGUGGAGAAGAAUAUGAUUUUAAUAAGGAAAACUUUAUGAUCAAACUCAAACUUCCCUCACUUUUUAAGGUAGACUGAUUGUUGUCCACCUUUUCUAGGAUUUCAUCCCUCACUUUUGUAGUCACAACCUUUUUAUAGGUCUACUAUAGACUAUAGUAGUUUCCUGACUGGUAAUUGGUAAAUUAUAGUGCAUAUUUUACCAUUAAUAUGAAACAUAGGAGUACUCAUUACUCAUUACUCUUGGCCUUUUUCUGGUUACACUUGCAUACUCCAUUUCUACAGUACAGUAAUCUCCAUUCCAAUUUCCUAGUUUCCUACCCGGACAUCACUAUCACCAUAUGAUCCUCAUUUCCGAACCAUCAAAUACGACACACACUUCAAAUUAGGCCAAACCUCAAACCUCUUCCUAGAUAGCCAAAUCUCACUCUUGGACCUCCUCCGAGUUAGGGUGCGUUAUAUUCAACUUAUCUGACCUGAAUUUAUCUGAACUGAACUUAUCCGAACAUAUGACUCUCUUAUUUUUUCGGUGAGUGGAGGCCGUAGCGUGCAAUGUGCAUGGCUAAUGGUUUGUUGAAGAGCUCAACCCCAUUUCUUGAAAAUGAAAGAUGACAUGAACAUUUUCCUCAGUAUAGUAAAGGGAAUAAAGGGUUUCUUUCUAACCAGCGUAACAGAAGAAGGCCCCUCUUUUUUUUCUUCAAUUUUUUCAAUUACUUUUUUCAGCAUCAAAAUUCAGCUGUUGUUGUUGUUGACACUGAUACUGGUUGUCAUCAAGUGAAGUUUAGAGUUAGAGAUGAUGACGUAUUAAUGUUUACAAACUGCAAAAGAAUCAAAAGGGCACGCUUCUGUGCUCAAGCUCUUCUUCUCAGCUUUUUUUUUAAUAAUGCAAAAAUUUCCUAGAAAUGGUUUUUUGGUCUGAUCUUGAAAAAGGAAAGGUCCUUUUUGUCAGUCUCCGAUGGUGCCAAUUCUUGUAGAUGUUGCGACACCCAUCAAUUUAUAUUCAAGUUCAUUCUAUGUUUUGAUUCCGUUUGUGUUUUACUUGUUGAAAUUUAGAAGGUAGUGUUUGUAACUUUGUAUUCUUUCUUAGUUUUAUCACUGAGAUAGUGAGAUGUCAUUUGGAUUUGAAUUUCAAGUACGACUAGAGACUAGAACUGCGGGCGUGAUUGAUGUUUUUGGGUGUACAAAGAGUGAUAGUGUAGACGGGAGAUUUUUUUUGUUUUUUAGGGUGUUACCACGCGGUUCACCCAAUUGUUGUUGCGAGGGAUUUUUUGUUUUGUAGGUGUUAUCACGCGGUUCACCCAAUUGUUGUUGCGGGGAUCAAACACGCGGUCCGUCCUACCAAGUUCAGCCCCAAUCACCACUAAACCAACAUGCAAUUAGUACAGUGUAGACGGGAUUUGAGUGUACAAAUUCUUGUAGACGGGAUUUGAGUGUACCAAGGACUUAGCCUACCAUACAGGUCGAGGUCUAGGAGUUUAAGCCUCUUGUGUUUUGGAAGUUUGGAUGGUGAAUCAAUUAGGGCAACAACAAAUUAGCAAUAGAAGAAACUUCAAUGAGGUUUGUUCUCAUGCCACAUCAUUUACAAACCUUGAUUGUAAUGAACUUCCAUCAACAAUAGAUAAACCUAUACAAAGAUUUAUAUGUGAGAUCUAUUCUCAUUCAUCUCAUUUAUAACAAACCAAAAAGAAAAGUAAAAUUAAUAUG
Spinacia oleracea (spinach) is the source of this 3998-nucleotide messenger RNA. RefSeq lists its product as uncharacterized. The record is from RefSeq and is a predicted model, not a curated record. NCBI's taxonomy places the organism in Eukaryota, Viridiplantae, Streptophyta, Magnoliopsida, Caryophyllales, Amaranthaceae. The transcript is spliced from 3 exons. Bases 189 to 1586 code for a protein of 465 amino acids.